Molecule: messenger RNA, 2613 nt
Organism: Mustela lutreola (European mink)
Lineage: Eukaryota; Metazoa; Chordata; Mammalia; Carnivora; Mustelidae
Gene: ENTREP1
Product: endosomal transmembrane epsin interactor 1
Exons: 11
Coding region: 147-1958 (603 amino acids)
Cellular component (GO): membrane
Source: RefSeq, a predicted model, not a curated record
CGGCGGCAGCAAGUGGUUGGGCCGCGCUCGUUUCCUUCCCUCCCCCUCGGCCUCGGGGUCCGCCCGCGGUGCCCAGUGCGCGGCGCCCGCGGCUCGGCUCCGCGUCCCCUCCCGCCGCCGCCGGCCGCUCCCUUCCCCGCCCGUCCAUGUCCCUGCCCGUGGUGCUCCCGGGCUCCUGCUGCCCUGUGGCCGGGCUCUCGGGCGGGCCGCAGGCCGGGGGCCCGGGCGCCGCCGCCACCGCCGCCGCCGCCGCCCAGGAGCCGCCGCUGCCCCCGCUGCGGCCGCGCUGGCCCCGGGCCGCCCUGCCGCCCCCCGUGCGGCCUCGCUGCGCCGCCACCGCCGCCGCCGCCGGGGUGCUGGCCGGGCCGCCCGCGCUCUCCUCCCGCCGGGCCGCCGCCGCCGCCCCGGGCUCGGCGCUGCUGCCCGCUCGCCCGCUGCUGUCGCUCGGGCUGCUGCAGCUGAUCCUGGGCUGCUGCAUGGUGGCGCUGAGCUUCGGGGCGCUGUCGCUGAGCAGCUCCCCUCAGGUGAAGAACUCGUGUCCGUUCUGGGCCGGCUCCUCGGUGAUACUCUCUGGAAUCAUAGGAUUAACAACUUGGAAACGGCCUAUGAUACUCCUGGUGAAUCUCUUUGUGCUGCUCUCCGUGGUGUGUGUCCUCUUAAAUCUAGCUGGAUUUAUCCUCGGCUGCCAGGGCGCCCAGUUUGUGUCCAGCGUGCCCAGGUGUGAUCUGGUGGACUUAGGCGAAGGCAAGAUUUGCUUCUGCUGUGAAGAAUUUCAACCAGCCAAAUGCACAGACAAAGAAAAUGCCUUGAAGCUCUUUCCGGUUCAGCCUUGUAGUGCUGUUCACCUUCUGCUUAAGAAAGUCCUUUUCGCCCUGUGUGCCUUGAACGCCCUGACCACCACCGUCUGCUUGGUGGCAGCCGCCCUUCGCUACCUCCAGAUGUUUGCAGCCAGGAGAGCCUGCAUCGACGAAUCUCAGAUUUCUGCCGAGGAUGUGGAAGAACACGGACGGAUCCCAGACCCCGAGGACUUCGUGCCGCCGGUGCCCCCCCCCUCCUAUUUCGCCACGUUUUACUCGUGCACACCCCGGAUGAACCGCAGGAUGGUCGGUCCUGAUGUCAUCCCCCUCCCCCAUAUCUACGGAGCACGAAUCAAAGGUGUGGAAGUGUUCUGUCCCCUGGACCCCCCGCCUCCAUACGAAGCUGUGGUGAGCCAGACGGACCAGGAGCAGGGGUCUUCAUUCCACGUGCCAGGAGGAUCGGAAGGUGCCACGAGCCCCUUGGAACCGAUCUGCAUGCCACUGACUCAAGGUGAGGACAUUCCUAACACACCUGGAGAAGAAAGCACAUCCAUCUCAACUCCCGAUGCAAACCAGCUGCCUCCCACGAGAAGCCGGACAGUCUUCCCAGCCCUGAGGACGAGAUCAAGGAGCGACCCUGUGCUCCAUCAUUCCGCAGAGAGAGCUGCCCCCGUGCUCAGCUGCGAAGCCGCGACGCAGACCGAGGGCAGACCGGACCUGGCCGCGGUGACCUUGAGGCGAGGUCUGCGGUGCAGAGCUGCGCGAUGCCGGCCCCGGUCCCUGAUAGAUUACAAGUCCUACAUGGACACCAAGCUGCUGGUGGCGAGGUUCCUGGAGCAGUCGUCCUGCAGUAUGACCCCCGACAUCCACGAGCUGGUGGAGAACAUUAAAUCCGUCCUCAAGUCCGACGAGGAGCACAUGGAGGAGGCCAUCACGAGCGCCAGCUUCCUGGAGCAGAUAAUGGCCCCGCUGCAGCCCAGCACUUCCGGGGCCCACGCGCUGCCCCCGCCCAGACGGCCUGGCUUCCUGCACCUGCGGAGCUGCGGGGACCUGAGCACCUGCGUCCCGGCGGGGAGGCCCCGAGCCGAGAGGAGGCUCCAGCGAGCAGAGGCCGAGCGGCCCCACAGCCUCAUCGGCGUCAUCCGGGAGACCGUCCUGUGAACCUGUGGGGUCCCCCCCCCCCGCCCCCGCAGCGCCUCCCAACCCCCUCCACCCUGGCGUUGGCCGGGGAGGGGGCAGGACGGCAGAUGGACUGGAAGGUGGUGGAAUGAUCCCCCCCUGACCUUGGAGCGCCUGCUGGAAGGGGCGUGACCUCUGGGCGCUCCGCAGAAGGGGGCCAGGCCCCCCGGAGGAUAUGUGUUCCCACUGUCCAGCUCCUCACUCUGCUGACUGAGAACAUUCAGGGGUGGACAAACGGGUUCUUCCAGACCCAUUUCGCUUUCGGAGGCCUGAUCUGGAGGCCCCGGAGGCGGCCUCCCUACAGCGUCUGCCAGGUCACGUGGGCCGAAACUGGGCUGACGAGUCUUUGCCCACCUCCUUCCCCCUGCUCCCCGAGCACCCCCCACCCCCCAAAGACAGGGCUGCUGGCUCCCACAGCCUUCCACUGCUGGGCCAGGGGGUCACGGGCACAGAAGCAGGACAGUUAACCCUGGUGUUCUGCACGUGUCAAGCUUCGUUUUAGGUCGUCCCCACAUCGCUCAGUGACAAAUGGUAAGGAAAGACGUUUAGGGAGAGGUUCUUGCUGAUUCCAUGUAUUCGUGCUUGCAAAACUCGAGAUGGUGAAGGCCCAACCGAGAAUAAAAACAUGUACUUUGGA